AUGCAACACAUUACAGCGAAGCUCAUAUCUGAGAUGGCGACCUAUCUAAUCACCGGAACGGCGAAGGGGCUCGGCUUUGAGCUGACGAAGCAACUCUCCGAGCUACCAGAAUCACAGGUAUCCAAAAUCUUUGCAGUAACACGUAGUCCACCAUCCACGGCAUUGAGCGAUCUAAUCACUCGCAACAAUGGACGGAUCGUCAACAUCAUUGCGUCAGUCGACGAUACCAAAAGUGUAGAGAACGCGGCCCAAGAGAUCAAAGGCCAGCUUGGGUCCAAGGGUCUAGACGUUCUCAUCAACAACGCCGCCAUACAGCAGCAUAGUCCCAACAACAAGAUGGAGGACUUCAGUGCAGCUGAUUUCUCCCGGAUCCUUGAAACCAACCUUGUAGGACCCCACCGCGUGAUCACAGCAUUUUUGCCGCUUCUCCGAGCAGGUACACAGAAGAAAAUAAUCAACAUCUCCUCGACUAUGGGUUCUAUUGCGUGGGCAGACGCUAUGAACAUUGCUCAAGGGUCCGCAUACAAGGUUUCUAAGGCAGGCCUUCACAUGCUCAACAAGCAAUUCUCUUUAGAUCUCGCCGAAGAGGGGUUCACGUGUCUUCUAGUAUCCCCGGGGUGGCUCAAGACAGAUCUAGGUACCGAUUAUGGCGAUUUUACUGUCGAUGUCGGCGCUGCCGAGAUCAAAAGAAUUGUCCUUGCAUCUACGCCGGCUCAGAAUGGCAAGUUCCUCAACAUACACGUUCCUGGCCACGAAAAAUCACCGGGCAGGUAUGAUGGGAAGGAGAUCGAGUGGUGA
Messenger RNA from Diaporthe amygdali, 798 nucleotides. RefSeq lists its product as uncharacterized. The transcript is spliced from 3 exons. Lineage: Eukaryota; Fungi; Ascomycota; Sordariomycetes; Diaporthales; Diaporthaceae. The record is from RefSeq and is a predicted model, not a curated record. The coding region runs from base 1 to 798 and encodes 265 amino acids.